UUAGGAGGAUUCAGGAAGGGUGGGGUGAGUUUGAGAAAUAUAAGAGGGCGAAGGAAGGAAGCAGGUGGUUGUUGCUGUGAUACUCUCAGGAUGCCAAAAGCAAAGGGUCGUGUAGAAAUGACCUCUACAGAUAGCGGAUCUGAGGAGGAGGCUGAGAAUGACAGGAAGAAGAAGCUGGUACAUUCGAACCCAGCAAAGAGAGCGAAAAUGGAGCCCAAGUUGCAAUCAAGACCAGCAGCUAAGAAUCCUAACCCGGAGAGCCCAGAGGAAGGCAUGUUUCAGAUAGGAAAGCUGCGUUAUGUCCAUGUGUCCCUUUUUAAGGGGAAGGUCCUGGUAGAUCUCCGAGAAUUCUUUAUCGAUAAGGCUGGUGAUAUGAAACCUGGGAGGAAAGGGAUUUCCCUCUCUGCUGAACAAUGGAUCAACUUGAAGGAAAUUAUUCCGGAAAUUGAUGCAGCCGUCAAGAAAUUCUAAGAUAACAACCUACUUAAAAACACGUUAAAGAGAUUUGUGUGGUUUUUUUGGGGGGGGAGGGGGGGACAA
Messenger RNA from Rhineura floridana, 540 nucleotides. RefSeq names its product activated RNA polymerase II transcriptional coactivator p15-like. The record is from RefSeq and is a predicted model, not a curated record. Gene Ontology annotation, molecular function: DNA binding; transcription coactivator activity. Gene Ontology annotation, biological process: positive regulation of transcription initiation by RNA polymerase II. Lineage: Eukaryota; Metazoa; Chordata; Lepidosauria; Squamata; Rhineuridae. Bases 91 to 471 code for a protein of 126 amino acids. The transcript has 5 exons. Gene Ontology annotation, cellular component: transcription regulator complex; nucleus.